Messenger RNA from Babesia bovis T2Bo, 1244 nucleotides. Its product is annotated as Alpha/beta hydrolase family protein. The record is from RefSeq and is a predicted model, not a curated record. NCBI's taxonomy places the organism in Eukaryota, Apicomplexa, Aconoidasida, Piroplasmida, Babesiidae. Bases 17 to 1135 code for a protein of 372 amino acids. The transcript is spliced from 2 exons.
ACUUUUAGGGUAUAGAAUGUCUACACAUCGGCGAGAUAUACAACAAAGCAGUAGUACAGGAUGUCAUAAAUGUGGUGUCUUGUGUCUAUACGGCUGCAUUCACGUUUGCCGACUUAGGGACGCUAUCAUCAGUAAAGCCGCGUUCAAGCCACCACUAAGACCGGGAUACACACUCGAUGAUAACGGUAAUUUUGUAUUGGACGCCAAGCUGUGGCCUACACGGGUCGUCAGCAACGCUCUAUCAACACAUGGCAUUGAGGCGCGACAUAGAUUCAUACCAGGCCGUAUUGGCAAACAUAUAUCGGCAGUAUUGAUACAGCUAGCGGGAGAUAAGGCAUCCAAUGAUAAAUCCGAAGGACGCUACAACAAUGACCGAGAACUUGUUGUCUUCAGCCAUGGCAACAGCACUGAUAUCGGCUAUAUGUUUCCCGCGUACGUCAAUUUUUGCAGAAAUCAAAGAGUAGAUAUACUGGCAUACGACUACAGCGGAUACGGGCUGUCUGACGGUGAACCUGCUGAAAAGUGCCUCUACAGUGAUAUCGAACACGUAUACAAGUAUGUCAGAAGUUGGCUGAAAGUAAAGCCGGAACUGAUCAUCCUAUACGGUAACUCACUAGGAUCUGUACCAUCCUCUUAUUUGGCCAGCAUGCCCGAGAAAUAUCCAAUAGGCGGGCUUAUUCUAGACGCUCCACUGUCAUCAGCCAUAAGGUUACAGGUAGGCUACGUUAAGAAGACGCCGCGAUUCGAUGCUUUCGCCAAUAUAGAGUACCUCAAGAGCAAGGCAUUGUACCCGACACUUGUUAUACACGGUACAUCUGAUGGGAUCAUACCGAUCGAACACGCACGAGACCUAGCUUUCGUGGUUGAGGUACGACAUGCUGAACUCAUGCCCGAAGGAAACUAUACCCUGCAAUUUGAUAUGGAAUCUAGCAAAGAAUCAUGCGAUGAUAGCGUACCCGUGUUCAGCCGUCCUGGCAUCGAACUGAUUAAACAACCAGAGGACCUACUCCGCACAUGGUGGGUACCAGGUGCUGGACAUAACAACAUACAAUUGGAUUACCCAGAAGCUUAUGUCCGUACUAUUGAGGUGUUUUUUAAACUAUGUACAACAUGGAGAAUUAAUAGAAAAGGUUAAUCGGCUAUAGUGGGACGAGCGUUAUUCACAACUCGAAGCUCCACCCGCGCCUUGCGAUACUUUAAAAACGCGCACGCAAACGCCGUUAACAUGUGCAGCUGUAAAAUAU